AUGCUGAAGUUCGUGCUUUGCGCUGCGCUCUGUGCGCUCGUGUUGGCUGAGGAGGAGCCUCAGGGUCGCUUCCUGGAGGAUAUCCAGGAGAGGGUUGUGGGAGGAGAGGUUGCUCGCCCCAACUCCUGGCCCUGGCAGAUCUCCCUGCAGUUCAAGUCUGGCAGCAACUACCACCACACCUGCGGAGGCUCCCUGGUUAAGAGGGGCUGGGUCAUGACCGCCGCCCACUGUGUCGACAGCCAGAGGACCUGGCGCGUUGUCGUUGGCGACCACAACAUCAACAGCCACGAGGGCCGCGAGCAGUACGUCUCCGUGAGCCGCGUCUACAUCCACCCCAACUGGAACCGCAACAACGUCGCCUACGGGUACGACAUUGCUCUGCUGCGUCUCUCCACUGAGGUCACCCUGAACAACUACGUGCAGCUCGCAAGACUGCCCCCCUCUGGCCAGGUGCUGCCUCACAACAACCCCUGCUACAUCUCCGGAUGGGGACGCACCUCCACUGGUGGUAGUCUCUCUGCCCAGCUGAAGCAGGCCUACCUGCCCGUGGUCGACCACAAGACCUGCUCCAGCGGCAGCUGGUGGGGCGGCACCGUCAAGAACACCAUGGUGUGCGGUGGCGGCGGAAAGGACUCUGGUUGCCAGGGAGACUCCGGCGGCCCUCUGAACUGCCAGGUGAACGGCAGCUACUACGUGCACGGCGUCACCAGCUUCGUGUCCGGCAGGGCCUGCAACGAGACCCGCAAGCCCACCGUCUUCACCCGCGUGUCCGCCUACAUCGGAUGGAUGGACGGCCAAUAUGGCAGAACAGCUUCCAGCAGCUCCACCCUCAGCAUCGGCUACAGCUCUGCUUCAUAUGUUCAAACAGUCAAUAAAGUCAACAUCAUUGCCAUGAAGACUCUGUGUCAUGUGUCUCUGUGA
Molecule: messenger RNA, 921 nt
Organism: Engraulis encrasicolus (European anchovy)
Lineage: Eukaryota; Metazoa; Chordata; Actinopteri; Clupeiformes; Engraulidae
Product: elastase-1-like
Exons: 8
Coding region: 1-921 (306 amino acids)
Biological process (GO): proteolysis
Molecular function (GO): serine-type endopeptidase activity
Source: RefSeq, a predicted model, not a curated record